ACAUUGGCUCUUCAAAGACAUUCACCUCAUCAGAGAAGCCCCUGAGUCCUUUGCAGUGGUGUAGACACGUCCUAGAUAACCCGACUCCUGAGAUGGAAGCAGCCAGACGUUCCCUGUGCUUUAGACUGGAGCAAGCUAGCCGAUGGCGGAGUCUCUUCUCUUCGACUGCCUCCCUGGCGUUUCCUUAUAGUCCUGUUGCAAGACUCAGCCCUUAUAGCAAUGGCAUUAAUACUCCCAGCUUCUCUAAAACCUCAAAUAAAGCAAUACUAACACCUGAGAAAACAGGUUAUACUUCUAGGGGCUCCCCUCUCAGCCCCCAGUCAUCUAUUGACAGUGAGCUGAGUACCUCAGAGUUGGAGGACGACUCCAUUUCCAUGGGGUAUAAGCUGCAGGACCUUACUGACGUUCAGAUCAUGGCUCGUCUGCAAGAAGAAAGCCUCAGGCAAGAUUAUGCUUCAACUUCAGCUUGUGUGUCAAGACAUAGCUCCAGUGUGUCACUGAGUUCAGGAAAAAAAGGGACAUCCAGUGACCAAGAAUAUGAUCGCUACAGCCUGGAGGAUGAGGAAGAAUUUGAUCAUUUGCCACCACCCCAGCCUCGUCUUCCAAGAUGUUCACCUUUCCAAAGAGGAAUUCCCCACUCACAGACUUUCUCCAGCAUUCGGGAUUGUAGGAGGAGCCCCAGUUCCCAGUAUUUUCCUUCCAGUAAUUACCAGCAACAGCAGUAUUAUUCACCUCAAGCCCAAACUCCAGAUCAGCAGCCAAAUAGGACCAAUGCGGGGGAUCAAACUCAAGGGUGUUCCCCACUGGGUGGUACCCCCACCUCUUCAUUGUGCAGUCCUCCUGCCCCGGUCCUUCUCAGUGCUGAUAUAAUUCUUAAAGAUAAACUCCGGAGAAGUAUGCCUAAUCUAGCCCGGAUGCCCAGUACCACUGCUGUUAGCAGCAACAUUAGUUCUCCGGUUACUGUGCGGAACAGUCAGAGUUUUGACUCGAGCUUGCAUGGUGCUGGAAAUGGAGUUUCAAGAAUACAGUCUUGUAUUCCAUCACCAGGACAGAUUCAACACAGGGUCCACAGCGUGGGACAUUUCCCCGUGUCUGUCCGACAGCCCCUUAAAGCCACAGCCUAUGUGAGUCCAACCGUUCAAGGCAGCAGUAACAUGCCUCUAUCCAAUGGCCUCCAGCUGUAUUCCAACACAGGAAUCCCUACCCCGAACAAAGCUGCAGCUUCUGGGAUCAUGGGCCGGAGUGCACUUCCACGACCUUCGUUGGCAAUAAAUGGGAGUAAUCUGCCUCGGAGCAAAAUUGCACAGCCUGUUAGGAGUUUCCUGCAGCCUCCAAAGCCUCUGUCUUCACUCAGCACACUGAGGGAUGGAAAUUGGAGAGAUGGCUGCUACUGAUGCAGCUUUAUGUACUUCUGAAGAAUGGGAAAGAAGUGAAAAUGAGGGUUGUCUUACCUAGCUGGCUGGGUAACAGUGGAUGUUGGGAUAUUCUUUCCCUUUUGCAUUUUAACAUAUUUACUGCGUUGUUUUUCCAUGGACCAAUCACCAGAGACUAAUUAUUGCACUUAAAUAUUUGCCUGAAAUACUGCGACAUUCUCAAACCAGUGGUUGCAGUAUUGUGACUCUUAGAUCUAGAAAGUUUUUGUAGAACUGCUCUGUACCCGAAAUCUUUUUGAGAGAAUUGAGAUGUAUCAAUAAUGCUUUGCCAUAUGAGUUUUUUAAAGUAACUUGUUCGAUUUACCUAUGUGUUCUAAACAUCUUUCCAUUACAUGUUCUGUAUUUUAAUACAUCCCUUAUUUACAACUAGGUUCUAUAACACAUGCUUUGAAUUUUACUUUUUUAUAGUUUACAGGAAUUUUAUUUUUUUGUGCCUAUUUCUUUUUACAUUUCUGUGAACCACUAUCAAACAACUUAAAUUUUGUGCCAUAAAAAUAUUUUUGUGGUAAGGUACUAUUUUUUUAGCUCUAGGGAUAUAUCAGUGAAAAUACACCCUACGAUUUAAGACAUAAUUUUAUGUUGAAUGAGCACAACAUGAUCUGAAGCAUUGCAAGGAGAUAGCCAGACAGCAGAGUUCAAUGGUCUUGUCUUUUUAUUGUUAAUUUAUUGUCAUACAUGAGUUUCAUAUUUAUAACGGUGUCACAGGCUCAUUGCACUUAAUACCUGCAAUGUUUGCUACUAUACCACAAUUGAUUUUCAAUACUUUAUUACCAAGGAUGAAACUGUAAUGUUUUAUUAACAAUGCUUCUGGAAAUGAAUGCAUUUUAAAGCAAAUAAAUCUUUUGAUAGAUCUUUUACAAAAUCCAUUUGCACUAAUGAAUGCUUUCUUAUGGUAUAUGACUUAAUAUUUGUUACUGUGUACACUGCUGUUUUGGAAUGUUCAGAAAUAAAGAUUCUAUUUCAGC
Octodon degus (degu) is the source of this 2398-nucleotide messenger RNA. It is a transcript of the gene Slain1, whose product is annotated as SLAIN motif family member 1. Gene Ontology annotation, cellular component: microtubule plus-end. The record is from RefSeq and is a predicted model, not a curated record. NCBI's taxonomy places the organism in Eukaryota, Metazoa, Chordata, Mammalia, Rodentia, Octodontidae. Bases 93 to 1394 code for a protein of 433 amino acids. The transcript is spliced from 8 exons. Gene Ontology annotation, biological process: positive regulation of microtubule polymerization; cytoplasmic microtubule organization; microtubule nucleation.